Messenger RNA from Brassica rapa (field mustard), 1441 nucleotides. Its product is annotated as RING-H2 finger protein ATL54. The record is from RefSeq and is a predicted model, not a curated record. Gene Ontology annotation, molecular function: transferase activity. Lineage: Eukaryota; Viridiplantae; Streptophyta; Magnoliopsida; Brassicales; Brassicaceae. Gene Ontology annotation, biological process: protein ubiquitination.
CCAAUUAAACAAUUAGAAGAUGCUUCACCUUGUCACAGAACAAGUCAAUACCUAAGAUGAGAAGACAUUUUCAUCUUCCUUUCUCUUGAAUGUGAAAGAAACACCAAAGAUAAAAUCAAACAAUCUUCUACGUUGUCAAAAACCUAAAAUUUCUAUGAACAUUUCAGUUCUCACAUGCCCUUGCAAAUUCUCUUGAUCUUAGUUCCUUGUACCCCAAGAAACAAUACCAUUUUUCUUUAAUGGCCAAGAGAAAACAUAGAAAGCUCUUCCCAAUAUUAGCAUCAGAGACAAACAAAACAUUUGAUUGCUCAAUAGGAAUCUGUGACCCGGUUUGCCCUUAUAACUGCUAUCAAGAACCUGAUUACUACACCAUAUCUCCACAGCUACCUCCAUGGUCAUCUCCACAGACGAUCAGACCACAAUCUCCAUCAAUCUCAGCCGUGUAUCAAGCAUCUCAAGACUCUUCAUCAUCCUUAGGCGCCAUAACCAUCAUCGCCGUCACCGGUGCGGUCUUAGCCAUCCUUCUCACAGGAUUCUUUCUUGUAGCCAAAUACGUUACAAAGAGCGUUAACAGAGUCAACCUCGAAAGUUAUCAGUCCCAGAGAGACGGCCACGACGGUGCAAUAGAUGAAGAGUUUCAAGACACGGAGCAAGUAGAUCAUCCGAUCUGGUUGAUCAGGACAACAGGUCUGCAACAAUCGAUCAUAAACUCGAUCACGAUCUGUAGUUACAAGAGAGGAGAUGGGUUGAUAGAGAGAACAGAUUGUCCUGUCUGUUUAAACGAGUUUGAAGAAGACGAGAGUCUUAGGUUGUUGCCAAAAUGCAACCAUGCGUUUCACAUCUCUUGUAUUGACACGUGGCUUAGGUCUCAUACAAACUGUCCUUUGUGUCGAGCUGGUAUAGCUAUCAGUACUCCACGGUGUUCUGGUCCUGUUGAUGUACCUCCCGGAGGAUCAGGAUCUCGUGUGGUUGAUGAUGAUCGUGGAGAGGUCGAGAAUGAUGAAUCUGGUUCUAAAGAGACGUUGAGUUCAAGUAACACAGAUCAGAGUUCAGAUGUAAGGAUUGAAAUUGGAGCUGUAAACGAGGUUAACGACGGUGGUGGGUUCGAAACAGAGGCGGAUGAGCAAGUUAGGGUUUUGGGGGAGUGUAUGGAUUUAAACGUGGGAGACGAAGCAAGCUGCUCCGAAGAAAACAAUGGCCUCAAUGUGGAGCCAAACGGAGAAGAAACAGAAGAUACAGAGAAGAGUCAGGCAGGCAUGUCGAUGAAGACAGCAGGAAGCUCAUGCUUCAGUACAAACAAGAGUUCGGUUUUUCCAGUGUAGGAAAGUCUAUAAUACCAAACCAUUUUUCGAAUACAUGAAGAAGAGAACAUAAGCAAGAAUGCACAAGUGUAUAUGUAAAUCCAUAUAAAAAAGGCAAAUAAACACUCAUUUUCGUUUUC